AUAACAUCGAAACGUCAGUGUCAAAUGUCAAAGUGUAAUCUCAAAAUAAAAAAAUAAACACGUAAUAAUAGUGCCAUUGUUCAAAAAUAUAUUUAUUUGAACCCUUCGGGGUUUAACGUUAUUACUAUAAUCACAAAAUGUCUCUAAGAGCCUUGGGCAGUCGGUUGUUAAAACAUGGUACAGCAUUUAUACGUCACACUAGAAACCAGAGAGAAUUUAAUUCCAAAACUAUUGCCGACAAAAUUAAUGCUAGAGCUAGUGCUACUCCGCAAAACUUAUCCAGCAAUCAAAUAGUACCCAGAACUCAUGCACUUAGAAAUUUCGGAGCUCAAAUUGGUUUACAGGCUCGAAGAAUAUUGAUUGAUAAUGUGCUUAAUAGAGUUACUAAUAGUUUGGCUGCUGAUUUGAGGAAAAGGGCUGCCAGAAGGAUAUUGUAUGGCGAUUCAGGACCAUUUUUCGCCUUGGUUGGUGUAAGUUUGGCUUCAGGAACGGGUAUUUUAACUAAGGAAGAAGAACUUGAAGGAGUAUGUUGGGAAAUACGGGAAGCAAUUUCCAAGAUCAAAUGGCACUAUCAUGACGUUGAUAUAGACGAAACACAAUUCGAAAAUUCUCCAAUCAAUUUAAACAAUAUUUCUUUUGGUGAACCUUUAGCAAAAGGAGCUAAUGCUGUGGUCUAUGCAGCGCAGCUUAAAAAUUGCGAUAAAAAAAUUAGCGAUGAAACUUUUGUAAAAUCGGUAACACCAAGUGAAAUAAUUGUUGAAAAUGAUGACGCAAAUAAAUUUCCGUUUGCUUUAAAAAUGAUGUUUAACUACGAUAUUCAGUCCAAUGCCAUGGCGAUAUUAAAUGCGAUGUAUAGAGAGACAGUACCUGCAAGAUUAUACUACACCAAUGUGGGAAUUUCUGAUUGGGAAAUUGAUUUGUCGAAAAGAAAUCGACAUUUACCACCUCAUCCGAACGUUGUUACUAUUUUUUCUGUAUUCACGGAUUAUGUACCUGAAUUACGAGAUGCUCGUGGGCUUUAUCCAGCAGCACUACCAAGAAGAAUUAAUCCUGAUGGAGAAGGAAGAAAUAUGUCGCUAUUUUUGCUUAUGAAAAGAUAUAAUACAAAUUUGGAAACAUAUUUAUCCUCAACUAGUCUUUCAACAAGAUUGUCUGUGUUACUAUUUACGCAACUUUUGGAGGGCAUUGCCCAUAUAAAUGCCCACGGUAUUGCACACAGAGACUUGAAAUCUGAUAAUUUACUGUUAGAUACCACUGAACCUGAAGCACCAGUUUUGGUGAUAAGUGAUUUCGGAUGUUGUUUGGCUGAUAAAGCAAACGGCUUAUUCUUGCCAUACAGCAGUUAUGAUGUUGAUAAAGGAGGUAACGCAGCUUUAAUGGCGCCUGAAAUUAUCUGUCAGGUACCAGGUACUUUCAGCGUCCUUAAUUACACAAAAUCGGAUUUGUGGGCGGCUGGAGCGAUAGGUUAUGAGGUUUUUGGUUGCAAAAAUCCAUUUUACAAAUCGGAUGGUCGAGAAUCGUUAAAAAAUGUCGAUUAUAUUGAAGAUAACUUACCAAGUUUGCCGAAUGACGUGCCUUUGAUUAUGAAAAUGUUAAUCAAAAACCUAUUGCAACGCAAACCUAGCAAGCGUUUACAUCCAGACGUGGCCGCUAACGUUGGUCAAAUAUUCUUGUGGGCACCCAGUUCUUGGUUGAAACUUGAGAAUGCGAAACUACCAACAAGCGCAGAGAUUCUUCAGUGGUUGUUGAGUCUUACAACCAAAAUACUCUGCGAGGGGAGAAUAAAUAACGAGGGUUUUUCUCAGUCUGGACCGUCAGAUUUUGAUAAAUCUCAAUCACCCAAAGGUGGUCGAAGAACUUACCCGGAAUAUUUGCUUAUAUCCAGUUUCUUGGCGAGAGCCAAAUUAUCCAAUAUUAAAGCCGCUCUUAGUUGGAUACACGAUGUUAAUUUUUACGGGGAUUAUUGAGGAUUUAUCUUUAAAUUUACUUAUUUUUAUUCAAUUCUGUCCUUCUAAAUAUGCUAACUUAUUUUUCUUUAUUGUUACCUUUAAUUUUAGUUUAGAAAUAUGUUUUUGUUUAUGCUAAUCAAUGGUCGGUUUUGCUUUAUGAAGACUGUGUUAAACAAUUGUGAUGGAUUUCAUUAUUUUUCGGAUUAAAUAUGAUGUAAUAUCAUUAAAUAAAUAUUUUAGGUGUUAUAUUUUGUGGGGAGUUUUUUACUGCUACAUCCAAGCUCUGUGCACGCUUUAGCGCACGUUUUGGUUCCAUUAUAUAAGACGAAUAAAAAUCAAAUUGCUAAACUGUUGAAAAAUAAUAUUUAAACUGGUACGCUUUAUUAUUCAUAAUUUAAAUAAAAAAAAAUCAUUUAUUAAUUAAUACUAAUGCCGCGUUUGAGAAUCCACACCGGAUGCAUUUUUUACAUCUCGAGCGUUUUUUUAUCCACAUCGGACACAUUUACUACAUCUACAUCUGCGUUUGUUUAUCCCAGAUGUAUCAGAUGUACCUGUUCAGAUUACAUUUUCUACAUCUCGAUUUGAAAUGAGAUGUUCGUUCCAUGCCAGAAAGUAAGUGUUCUGUGAAGCCUUGUUUGUCAAUUUAUUCUUUGUUUAUGCUAGAAUGAAUAUAAAAAUGAUUAGUUUGUUUAAUUUUUGUUUAUAUUUCAAAUUUAGGUUAAUUUGUAGUCUCAAAAGUAAAAUUUAAUAAGUAUAAACUUGUUAUUGACAUUUUAUCACGUGACCAAAUAAAGUCUAGAGCGUUUGUUUAUUACAUCUACAUUCAGAUCUAAUUCUCUAUCACGUGAUAAAAAUUAACAACAUCUCGGAUGCAUCAUAUGUGGUUUCUCAAACGCGGCAUAUAUAGUAUUUAAAAAUUCAACUUAUUGUGCUAGGGAAGGACAAAAUAAUCGAUUAGUAAUUUAUUAAUCGAUUAUUAUAUAUAUUUUUUAAUCGAUUAUUUUCUCUCUGGGGCCCAAUUCUCGAAACAUGCGUUAACUGCCGCAUGCGCUAAGUAACGCAUGGUCGUUAACGCAUACGACAGCAAUUUAGUAUUCCUGAACACCAUGCGAUAAUCGCGAAUCAAGUCGAACGUGUUAACGAAGAGUCUUUGAUUAUUGCAUAGUCUUAACCAAUGAGGAUUGAGAAUACCAAAGAUGGUAUCACUGAAUAUGAGAUAAUUGCAUUGACAUAUAUCAAAAUUGCCAAAAAAAUGCAAAAAUUAUAAAAUUAAAUGGAUUGCAGAUGUCUAAUAAUUUUUGGUUUUUGGAUGUUUUAACUGUGAUUAUUUGUAUUUUGGACUUAAGAAUUGGAGUGGUUUAGAUUUAGAAUAUUAAAAAUGGAACAGCGUUGUUCACGAAUAACGGAAAAACAGCGUGAAACUUUAGUAGAAUUUAUAACAUUGUUUAGUGCCUGUAAAACUCCUAUGAUAAAGCAGGAUUAAUUGACAAUUAUAACAGAGACAACCACAUACAAAAGAAAAUCAAAGUAUGUGGAGACAACCCUCUGAUUAUAACCUUACUUUCACCUUAACGAAUGCGACAAAGUGGUUGUCGAACGGUCAUGAGCGCUCUUUGAAAAUCACCAUUUUUUAGCGCAUGCGUUAAUAAAUUUGACGAAUGCCGCCAGUUCAGGAAUACACUUUGAUCAAGUCGCAUACGUUAUCGCAUGCGAUAAGUUAACGAAGGCGUCAGGAAUUGGGCCCCUGCGCACUUAUGCGCAGUGUUGCCAGUUUGUUACAAUUGUAACAAAUCUAUUACAUUUAUGAAGGGUUUAUUACAUGUCCAAUAAAUCUAUUACAUUUUCACGAGCCUCGAACAAUUGAUGAACUCUUUAUUUUAUGUUCCUAAUAUAUUGUUUAUUAUUUUAUACAACUAAUCCCAUUCCAAACAUGUUUCUUUGAUUAGGCUUAUCCCAAACAUAUUUUCUUGAGCAUGCCCAAAGCUUAAAAAGUUUCUUAUAUCAUUGGAGGCCGAAUUUCUUUUUCCUUCAUUUUCUUAAUAAAAGGUUUGUUUCAACCCCAGUAUAAAACCGUUCUUAAUUUAUCUGCGCAUGAGUAGUACGAAGAAUAGAACAGUUAAAUCGUACUACAUGUACUACUCAUGCGCAGAUAAAUUCAGAACGAGUCUGCUGUUGCUACAAAACUAAAAUAGAUGAUUUCAACGGAAGACAUCUUGAAGUUGCAAGGUCAUUGGAAGAUCUUUGCGCCAUCUAUAAGCUUACAUAACAACUAAUAAAAUAAAAAAGAAAACUGUAAAUUAUUAUUUUGGCAGUGUGUCUAAAGUUACAGCGGCGUUAAGUAUAAUUUUUUUUUCUUGUUUUCUUUAGUUGUAUGGCCUCAGUUAUCACUAUCGCCAUGAUCUGAAAUCUAGAUAUACAUGGCUUGCUAAGCGCGCGCUAGGUCGUUUUAUGUUUUUAAAAAUGUUGACAUGACACAUGACUGGGUGAGAUUACAGAAUAUCUGCAACUUUGCAAAUAUGGCGGACUUACAAAUGCAAGUAUCAAAUUUUCGUAUUCCAAAAAAUAUUUGAAAACUAGCAAAAUUUAUUGUGGUUUAUUGCGAAUUUGCAGAUAUUUUUUGGAAUACGAAAACUUGAUACUUGCAUCUAUAAGCCCGCCUUAUUUGCAGAUCUGCAAAGUUGCCGCCAUAUUUGCAGAUCUGCAAAGUUGCAGACGUUCUGUAAUCUCACCAAGAAAAAUAAGACUCUGGGACCUGGCACUAAGUAGAAAGAGAUAGCGAAAAACUGAGCACAUUCAACUAAUGAAGAAGACGAAGAAAAAAGAAAAAAAAUUAAUACCGAUGCCGUAACCUUAAACAGAUUGCCAAAAUAAUAAUGUACAGUUUUCUUUUUUAUUUUAUUAGUUGUUAUGUAAACUUGUAGAUGGCGAAAAGAUCUUUCAAUGACCUUGCAACUUCAAGAUGUCUUCCGUUGAAAUCAUCUAUUAUAAGAAUGUAGAACAAAAAUAUCCUCGUGCUGCAUUAUGACAAUAAUUGAAAGACUCGUUGUUCUUAUCAGUACAUAGGUUAUUAAAAACAUAAAACAUUAAUUAUCAAUAUCAAUAAAAUGAAUCUAUUUUUUAUGUAUAGUUCAUUUUAGGUUGACUAUAAUAAUUUCUAUUACAUUUUCUUGAAAUUUAUUACAAUUUUGAGAGUUCAUCUAUUACAUUCCUUCAGAGUGCUCUGGCAACACUGCUUAUGCAUCGCGUAAUGGCCGACACCGUAGACAAUUCAAUAUUGUACUGGUUUUGUAGUGGGAAUUUUAAGCAGAUAUUAUUUUUCAACGUGAUUUCUAUUCUAGUGUGCAAAUUGGUGAUUCUUAAGUGAUGGGGUCAAAUUGUUAUAUUUUGAAUUGUUGACUAUGAAUUUAUAGAGGUGGUAAAAUGUUAUAUGAUGAUAAAUCUGCGAA
Messenger RNA from Psylliodes chrysocephalus, 5395 nucleotides. The record is from the annotation of a GenBank genome assembly. Lineage: Eukaryota; Metazoa; Arthropoda; Insecta; Coleoptera; Chrysomelidae.